This is a messenger RNA of Chaetomium fimeti, 2401 nucleotides long. Its product is annotated as Mis6-domain-containing protein. Lineage: Eukaryota; Fungi; Ascomycota; Sordariomycetes; Sordariales; Chaetomiaceae. The transcript is spliced from 8 exons. The record is from RefSeq and is a predicted model, not a curated record. Gene Ontology annotation, biological process: mitotic sister chromatid segregation; CENP-A containing chromatin assembly. Gene Ontology annotation, cellular component: inner kinetochore; kinetochore. Bases 191 to 2290 code for a protein of 699 amino acids.
AAGUACAGGCUAAGAAUCAUCGCACAAGCGCGUCCCACUCCCUGUCACAAGACGCGUCAACUGUGGAAUUACAAAGAAUCCAUUUCAAAUCCAGGACACUUUAAACUGUUGGAAAAGGAGGCAUAAUCAUGAUGAGGUCUUAUUAGUUCUGGAUCUAAUUGCAGUCGGGCUUAAUACUAGAAGACUCACAAUGUCAUCUGCGGGCAGCGAUGACCUCGACGGCCUCAUCGGGGAUCUCGAAGAGGCCUCGAAAGUACCGGCAAAGCGGCGCGGGACAAGCAUCAAGUCGACAGUCGAGACCACAACCUCGCUGCUCUACGACCGGGGGGCCCUACCCGAAGAACUCGCCCGUCUUGUUGACCUGUUAACCGUCCGAAACCACCUCGACCAAGCCAGUCUCGGCGCCAUUGUCCGGAACCUAUACCCCUCGGGGAAGGUUGGCGAUGAGGUCGUCUUGCGUUUCGUCGGGGCGCUGGGGCACGGCCAACUCAAACCCUCUCUGCCGCUCCAGGCUCUGUUACUCCGAUGGAUUGUGAUGGUUUAUCACUUACUGGAGAACCCGGCCAUCCUGUCGCAAUCAUAUGGCGUAUUGUUCAACCUGCUAGAUACCGCUGCUAUCAGACCCCAGCUAUGUCAUCUCCUUGCCCUGGUGACGAGGCGGAAGCAUGUGAGGCCAUUCCGUAUACAAGGAAUACUCGGCUUGUCCCGCCAAACGGGCGGCGAUCACAACUUGACCGGUCUGUUGCGCGUAUUCAAGAACUACUACCCCGAAAUCAUUGUGGGAGACAUCACAAAAGGGCGAGCGGCAUCCUUCAAACACCCUGAUCCGCAAUGGCGGGCAAAACUCGACGAGAUCCAACAUCAGCGUUCCGAACGCCAUGACGAUGGAGGCAUCAGGAAUGGUUUUGCUGUAAACCACUUAUUCGGUCGGCGGUUGCAGGGGGCGAAAGCCCUGCUUCCAACCGUCCACACCAUGCACGCCCAAGAGACUUCUGUUACCCUGGAAGAGAUUGACAACGCCGAAUCCUUUGUCAAAAAGCUCGAAAGAAUUGAGUUGCCUACCCAGCUCGUUGCUGUGCUGGCGGAUCCGCUUCUCCAGAAGUUCUUGCUCCUACGGCCAAACGCCGAAGCGUCGUCCCGUAUUAGCAACUGGCUGAUGGCGUGCUUGGGCGAUGUUGCCAGCGGUGAUGCCGACUCGGAGAUCUUCCUCGACAUGGUCGACGUGAUUCAUGAUUAUGCAGUUGCCACCAAGACACUACCUCCUAUACUUCUUACCUUCUUCGCGCAGUUUCUGGACACCUGGAACGGUGUGGAUAAACGGGAUAUUGUGCUGGAGUCUCUGAGCUUCAUCCCGAUGAUGGAGUUCAAGGAACUGCACAAAAUCCUGCGGGCUCUACAGCAGGCAGUCCUGGACAACACCGCGGUUGCUCAAGUAGCGAUUCUAAAGUUUUACACCCUCCUCCUCCAACGGUGGACCAUCAUUCUGGAAGUUACAAACCGCGCUGCUUCUCUCCCCGUGGCUGCGGUGCCCACUCUUAUCAUCCAUGUCAACGAACUCGCCCUCACGAUAACCCAAACCUCGCCCACCGUCAGCACUUACCUACACAUUCUCGACUUCUACAAAGCCGCGGCGACCCUUUAUUCCAAGACGAAGCUGCUCCCCCACAUCGACAUAGUCAACCCGCCCCCGCUGCUCGUCUACCUCCUCUACUUCAGCCCCUCACUAGCCGUCGUAUCCCGACUGUGCGGCAUCCUCGCCACCUACAAGCGCGCCUGGGAGAUUGUCAUGUCCCCGGCGGUGAAGCGGCCGGUGACCGACCUCGAGCAGCGGCAGAUCAGGGUGUUCAACGGCUUCCUGAUGGACAUCUGCAACUGCCUGUGGCGCGGCCGCGCCUUCUCGACAACCGACGCCAACGCGCAGGGAUGCCGUAUCCAGGAGCCUGUGAAGGCGGCGCUCGGGGCCUACAUCCAUGCGGCGGACUCGGACCUGUCUCUCGAGGUGGCGUUUGGGCUCUCGCACUCGCCGCUGCUGUGUUUGCUAUCCGCGUCGUACGUCCAGCAGCUGGAGGAGGAUGAGAUGGAGGAUCUUCGCGCCAGACACGCGGGACCGGUGACCCAGCGUUCGUUAGGGCGGCUCGCCAAGCGCGGUGGCCUUGAUUUGUCGUGGCAGGAUUACCGGGCUGGUGUGUUGUCGUAUCUGGAAGCCAAGGGGUUCCCUGGCAUCUUUGAGUUGAUACGCAGCACGAUGAAGAAUGUUACGAGGGCGGAGGGGACCGCAACGGGGCAGUAGCGGCCAGUUAGUUGUGAAGAUACCCAGGUGUCGAUCAAUGGACAAUCAUGUUGAUAUUGACUGUCUACCAGUUGAUGUACCGUACCGCAAGAUGCGUUUUUGAACUCCAUG